Linum trigynum is the source of this 3529-nucleotide messenger RNA. Lineage: Eukaryota; Viridiplantae; Streptophyta; Magnoliopsida; Malpighiales; Linaceae. The record is from the annotation of a GenBank genome assembly.
UUGUAGAUUCGUAAUGGAAGGCUUUAAUUUUAUAGUGACCCAAGAGUAUAUUUAUGCUUAACCAAUUUGCCAAGUUUCAGCACGCUGAAACCAUUCUUGCGGAGAAUAUGGCGGGGAAGAGAAGAUGGGAAAGAUUCUGGCGGGAAGACGCCAUCGCCAGCUUCUGAGCUUUGAUACUCUUGCCAUGUUAGUGUUUCUAUCUGUAGUUAGUGAAUUCAGUAACAAAAGACGAUAGUGAUUUUGGAGAAUGGUGACAUUUUGAAUGGUUAUUUCAGGGAGGGAACUUGAGAAGUCGAGUUCUAAAACUUCACGGGUUUAUCUUGAAUCCCCACGAAAAGGACACUUGUGGCCACACGCAAUUUUUUUUUUUUAGUGUUGUUGUCUAAUCAAACGCCGUUGAUAUUGAAAAUCUCGAACGCAGCUUUCAACCUGUGUCUAUAUCAAAACUGGGGGAAAAAGAAGAAGAAAUUUCACACAAAAGAUCCCUUUGACAUUUCAAACAUAUGGUGCUUAUGGGGACCAAAAACAUCAGGAAGAGUGGCGAUAUUUCAUCCUCUGGCUAUGGUGGACUUUUCCUUCUCCACCAUUUUUGCUCUGCUUGGGAAGAUGAAAAGUAGUGUUGGAGCUAAAAUUUCCAUGGACGAUGAUGCUCCCAAGCUUGUUCUGCUAUCUCUGCUUCUUCUUUACCAAGGUAUGACCUUUGCUUCCAAUGACACUAUAUAUGCUAAGGGAUCACUCAAGGAUGGGAGCUUUGUCAUCUCCGAAAGUGGUAGGUUCGCUUUAGGGUUUUUCAGCCCUGGCCGGUCGAGCUACAGAUAUCUGGGGAUUUGGUAUCAUAACAAGCCAGGACAAGCUCCUGUGUGGGUAGCAAACAGGAAUGAUCCCAUCAAUGGCACUUCAGGCGUUCUAUCAAGCAACGAAUAUGGCAACCUUUUCCUAUACAGCAGCAUAGAUCAAGAGCUUCCAGUAUGGUCUGUUAACAUUUCGAGGGUGUUUCUGGAGGGGUCUUGUUUUACUCAGUUGUUAGAUUCAGGAAAUUUAGUGUUGGUCCAAGGUGCAAGUAAUAGAACAAUUGUGUGGCAAAGCUUUGAUCAUCCAACAGACACCUUGUUACCUGGCAUGAAACUGGGUCUGGAUAGGGGAACAGGUUUCAACCGCUUCGUGACUUCAUGGAGAUCAGCAGAUGACCCUGGAACAGGUGAUUUCUCAUUUAAGCUCAACCCAAAUGGCUCCCCACAGUUCUUUAUGUUCUACCAGGGUACAGUUCCCAAUUGGCGGAGCAUGCCAUGGCCCUGGGAAAUAUACCAUCAGUUCUAUAACGCCUCUUUUGUUAAUAACGAACACGGGAUACAUUACUCAUUUCUCCCGAGUGAUCAUUCUAUGGUCAUGAUGUGGAAAAUUGUCAGUUCUGGAACAAUUUUGGCGGUUGCCUGGGACGAAGUUGACGGUCAGUGGAAGGAGUUCUAUUCAGUAACGCAUCGAAAAUGUGAUGUCUAUGGUUAUUGUGGUGCUUAUGGAAAGUGUGAACCUAGCAGCCCUUUUCUUUCUGAAUGUGUUUGUUUACCUGGUUAUGAACCAAGGUCUCCAAGCAAGCUGCUCCUUGGAGGUUCAUAUGGUGGAUGUGUCAGGAAGCGAUCAAAAUCCUCUUCUUUCUGUGAGCCUGGGGAGGGGUUUGUGAGAGUUGCAAAUGUGAAGGUUCCUGAUACUUCCGCAGCCGUGUGGGUGGACAUGGGAUUGAAUGAAGUGAACUGUGAGCAUGAAUGUAGAAAGAAUUGUUCCUGCAGUGCAUAUACCACAAAGAGUAUUGUUGCGAAAGGGACUGGUUGUUUGACAUGGAAUGGAGAACUGAUGGAUACAGUUAACUUCCCGGCCCCUGAUGGUGAAAUCUAUGUUCGUGUCGAUCAAAUUGAACUAGCUGACUAUGCACUGCAAUCUAGUGGCUUUCGUGAGCUUAAGUUGAAGUUAGUCUUUCUUAUACCAUCUGUUGCUUCAGUGUGGCUUGUUGGUGUCUUGUUUGCCUAUUGGUGGCUAAAGAGGCUGAAGAAGUGGAAGAAGAGAAAAGCGACUGAUAGGCGAAUUCGAAACUUAUUUCAUCCGGGUGAAGAUGGUUCAAAUUACUUCCAAGAUUCUCCUGUGAUCAAGGAGAUCACGCGAAGUAAAAUUUAUCCAGAACUACCAUUUUUCAGCCUUAGCACUAUUCUUGCUGCUACCAACAAUUUUUCCCCUGAUAACAAACUUGGACAAGGGGGAUUUGGUUCAGUGUACAAGGGGAAAUUAAAUUCUGGAGAAGAUGUUGCUGUAAAAAGGUCGCCAAAAAAUGCCAAGGGGCUGGAACAAUUUAAAAGUGAAUUCUUUCUGAUUGCGAAAUUGCAGCACAGGAACCUUGUGAAGCUCCAUGGUUGCUGCAUUGAGGAACAAGAGCAAAUGUUGGUUUAUGAGUACUUGCCCUACAAGAGUUUGGACUCAAUUCUUUUCGUUGAUCAGACCACAAGCCCGUUCUUAGACUGGAGUAAACGUUUUAAUAUCAUACUCGGGAUUGCACGUGGGAUCUUGUAUCUUCAUCAGGAUUCAAGGUGCAGAAUUAUCCACAGAGACCUGAAAACCAGCAAUGUUCUUCUGGAUGCAGAGCUGAACCCCAAAAUUUCCGAUUUUGGAAUGGCUAGAGUAUUGGAAGGUGACCUAAUUGAGGGGAAGACACGUAGAAUUGGUGGAACUUAUGGUUACAUGUCACCAGAGUAUUUGCACCUCGGGAAGUUUUCUGUGAAAUCUGAUGUCUUCAGUUUUGGAGUGAUGUUGCUGGAGAUCGUGACUGGGAAGAAGAUCAAUGGGCUUUAUCAGGAUGAUUCUACCUUGAGCUUGAUUGGUUGUGUAUGGGAGCUAUGGAACGCAGAGAGAGUUGUGAAGAUAGUUGAUCCUUCAUUGGAAGUGUCGAAUGGGGUCCUGAGAUGCAUCCAUAUCGGGCUGCUGUGCGUUGAGGAAGAUCCCUCGGACCGACCUGAUAUGCAGGCAGUGGUUGUUAUGUUGAACAGCGAAACCAUCCCCCUUCCUGCACCAAAACGUCCUGCAUUUGUUUAUGCAAAAUCUAGAGUCGAAGAAACUGCAGCAGAAUGGUCGAGAAACGAGAUUACAUUUUCAGACACCCUUGGUCGCUGAAAAGGUACAUUGAUCUAUUAGAAGGUCGAUCUUUUAUGCAUUAUAAGGUAAAUCAGAUAUUUGACGCGUGAGUUAUCUGACACAUCGAAGGCACUUUUAUUACAGGAUUCCAGCAAUGCUCUUGUAAAGGAGGCUAGAUGUACCUGGCCUGAUCUACUUGUAACGGUUUCUGAGUGACGAGUGGACAAAAUGCAAGAGCGGUAAUGCGCUAUAGCCUUAAAUGUUACACAGAUGAUAUCUCAUGGAGGGUUAUAGUGUGGUGGUGUUACUGAAAACUCUCCCUCUCUCUCCUGCUUACAGCAAUUGAAGCUUCAUCUUGAGGGAGGAGAAUCUCGUCGUAGCAAGCUGAGCCAACCAAUCAACUAGUUUGUUGUUC